UGCGUUUCAUGUUUGCUUGCCUUGACAGGCCACACGAGGGAGAGAAGCCACCUACCAACGUGCCAGACCAUUCAUCAGCUGGUGCUUAGUGGAGAAGUGGUUCGAAAAAGAAUUCAAAGAAGCUUGCGCAGUUACGGACUAUCUGGACCAAUAACCUUUAGAGUAUCGACUGUCAAGGUAGCUAGCCCCGAGGAGACCCGCUCGCAAGAUUUCGGAAAUGUGUAGCAAGUCAUCUGGAAUGUUCUUGGCAGUGCAGAGAACCAGUCUGCUCGGUAAUUAAUGAUAGAAAACACGAAGUGUCUGUUCCUAUUGAUAGCAUCGAGGCACGUUGGUGGAACCAAAAUCGCAGCUUGAAUCAGAAGUACGACCAACCGCGGGGUUAUUGCAUGUUAUCAUAGGAUUGGGAUCUGUGGUAUAGGGCGACGGUUGCUACCACUAGGAUGUAGCUGACAGUUUGGAGUUGAGAUGAAACCUUGACUCAGGGGAAUGUCAGGUGGAUAGUCCGAGUCGAAUUGAUGUGAUUUGUCCUUCUGGAUGAUGGUACUAGUAGGAACGCUCCUAGACUCUGACUCUGAGACCUGAGCGCCCAAAAGGGGUUGAUGUAAAAUCAUGAUCAUGAUAGGCGCCAGAGAGAAAGUGAAACUUGAAUUGAUGCUAUGGGACGCUUACCUAGUGGCCCACCUGGAGGCGAUAUAAGUACGAAGCUUGCAUGAAGAGUGAACUAGUACAACUUGGUUGAAGCAGGAUCAGCCACACCGAAACGAUGACCUUCGUUUUCACCAUGAUGGUCCCAGCUCGGCUAAGGGUUCACUAGUUCACUUUUUGACGUUUCAAACAACCUUUACUGUAACUUCUUCUUCAAGUUCCUAAUACUAGGCCUGAGCGAUGGCUGAUAACGAGUUUCGACCUUCAUCGCUCAGAAAAGAACUUGCAAAGUGCAAUCAUUGUUAUGUCAACGGGACAGAAAAGCGGCUUUCCGCAUGCAGCAGAUGUAAAGCCGCCAAUAAGCUUGCACCUCGCGCUUCAUAGAUAUUGUUCCAAGGAGUGUCAGACGGCAGACUGGGCUAAACACAAGGAAAUAUGCGGGAAAAACAGUGCUCACGCGGCUGCCUUGAACUCAUUCCACGCUCUAACGCUACCCAGAGAUAUCACGCGCACAGCGACACACGUCUUGCGCCUCUUUGUUCAACUUCGCACCGAUCACAAAGGCUCACCAGCCAAGUACUUCCGCAUUCUGGAAGCCAAAGUGGAAUCCAUCGAGGACGCAAAGACUUUCCCAGAUCCUUGGCAAGAGAGUCUUAGGGAUUUACAGAACAUGAGAGGGGACAGCGAGAAGAUGGGUCGUGGCACUAUAGCUGCGAUCGGCGUGGAAUGCCCACCUUUGGGGGUCCAGAUGAUCCCGUGCGGUUCAUUGAAACGUUCAAGCCUGAGCUCGGUGCAGCUACUCCCUAAUUGGAAGGACAUACUGACUAAGGACAUCGAGGAAGGCAAGAAGUUUCAGCGCUUUGGUUACUGAUUUAUGAUAUUUUUUUGAUAUUUGUUUUUGUGUUUUCGUCUUGAAUUCUAUACCAUCUCAGACUUGUAUCACUCUGUACAUCGGAAUCCAUGCAUGUGACACUUAGCGGCAGGU
Molecule: messenger RNA, 1630 nt
Organism: Serpula lacrymans var. lacrymans S7.9
Lineage: Eukaryota; Fungi; Basidiomycota; Agaricomycetes; Boletales; Serpulaceae
Exons: 5
Coding region: 950-1516 (188 amino acids)
Source: RefSeq, a predicted model, not a curated record